CGUCCAUCUUUCUCUAUUGAAAGUCUAAGAAGAAACACAGCAGACUCAAAGAUGGACAAUCUCUUGCCAAAGGAGUUAAAGGCCCAGCAGGAGCCUAUGCUAACCUGUGAGCUGUGUGGCAGGGUGGAUUUUGCCUACAUCUUCAAAAGGUCUAAGAGGUUCUGCUCCACAGUAUGUGCCAAACGUUACAACGUGGGAUGCACAAAGAGAGUGGGUCUCUUCCCAAACCGCAAAACCACCCUGGAGAACAUGAAGAAACAAAGAGCACAGAACGGACAACACAAUAACUCCAGUUUAGAAUCUCAAAAGAAGAAGCCUGCUGCUGCUGCUCUGUCCACUGGUCACUCUGUCCACCCUGCACCAGGAGAGUCCAGCCAAUGUUCAGACUUGUCUGGCUACAAAAAAACACCACCUCCCCUGUCAGCCACCCAGCGGGUGCCUGCGGUGCAGGGCUCUGAGCUGCCCCUGUUGCCACACAGCUUCCUGCCCAGUGAUCCCGGCCAGUGGAACAUUGAGGAAGUCUACGAGUUCAUCUCCACUCUACCAGGUUGUCUGGAGAUUGCUGAGGAGUUCCGCUCUCAGGAGAUCGAUGGACAGGCCCUGCUGCUGCUGAAGGAGGAUCAUCUCAUGGCAACCAUGAACAUCAAACUGGGCCCUGCACUCAAGAUCUUUGCAGAGAUCAGCAUGCUCAAAGACUCAUAGCCCAGCCCACUACACACACACACACACACACACUUCUCUAAGGCAGAGUGAAACUUGUUUGUUGGGUUGUCUUGUCAAAGCCUGCUGAACACAAGGUCACCAGGUUGAACUGUUGGACUGACCUUUUAAACUGAUGACUUCACCCUGGCACUACAUCAAGUAAACUUCACUAAACUGUGACAAGAACAGGGUUUCACUGAGUACAUGAUUUUGUUUUCAUAAGAUAUUCCUGUGCCUUGUGUUCCUGCUGGAGACAUUUAAGGUUAGCAGGUGAUUUGUUCUGGUAUUUUCCACAGAUGCACAGCUGCGGUCUCUUUGAACUCUGGACAGCUCAGUCACUGAGUUGCUCAUAAAAACUGACUAUAGGGAUAUUAUUGAAAAUACAGACUCACUGAUUAAAUCUUGUUAGCUCCUUUAAAGGUACAGUGUGUAGAAUUUGGUGAUAUCUAGUGUUGCAUGUUGCAGCUGGACACCCCUCACCUCACC
This is a messenger RNA of Paralichthys olivaceus (Japanese flounder), 1188 nucleotides long. The record is from RefSeq and is a predicted model, not a curated record. Lineage: Eukaryota; Metazoa; Chordata; Actinopteri; Pleuronectiformes; Paralichthyidae.